This is a messenger RNA of Triplophysa dalaica, 4858 nucleotides long. It is a transcript of the gene grpr, whose product is annotated as gastrin-releasing peptide receptor. The record is from RefSeq and is a predicted model, not a curated record. The coding region runs from base 111 to 1253 and encodes 380 amino acids. The transcript has 3 exons. Gene Ontology annotation, molecular function: G protein-coupled peptide receptor activity. Gene Ontology annotation, biological process: G protein-coupled receptor signaling pathway. Gene Ontology annotation, cellular component: membrane. Lineage: Eukaryota; Metazoa; Chordata; Actinopteri; Cypriniformes; Nemacheilidae.
CUGUAGAGGAAUACCACCGAAUGAAAGGAUAGAAGUGUUUAUUGUUUGUGUUUAUGGCUUCAUUCGUCGCCACUGGACAGAUAAAAAUGCACACAUGCUGAUUUGGUAACAUGUCUUUUGACACAACUUUCGCUCCGACACCGGAUGUAAAGUUUUCGUCUUUGAGUGAAUCUUUGGAGCGCAACACUAGCAGCGCUCCCGACAAUUCACACUUGCGUGCAGGUAUUAUUAUCGCCACCGUUUACGCGCUCAUUAUAAUUGUUGGACUGAUUGGUAACGUGACACUCAUUAGAACGUUCUGCAUCGUGAAGUCCAUGCGCAAUGUUCCCAAUCUCUUCAUGUCGAGUCUCGCUCUCGGAGACCUGUUGCUGCUGGUCACCUGCGCGCCCGUGGAUGCCAGUAAGUUUUUGACGGAUGAGUGGCUCUUUGGGCGGGUGGGUUGUAAACUCAUCCCCUUUAUUCAGCUGACUUCGGUCGGUGUGUCAGUGUUCACUCUCACGGCGUUGGCAGCGGACAGAUACAAGGCCAUUGUCAAACCGAUGGACAUCCAGGCGUCUAAUGCCACACUAAAGGUCUGCCUGAGAGCCGCCUCCAUUUGGCUGCUCUCCAUGGUCCUGGCCAUUCCCGAGGCCAUGUUCUCCGACCUCCACACCUUCUACAUACCCAAAACCAACGAGACCUUCAGUGCAUGUGCUCCAUACCCUCGUGCUGGAGAGCUGCACCCCAAAAUCCACUCCAUGAGCUCUUUCCUCAUUCUUUACGUCAUGCCUCUCCUCAUCAUCUCUGUGUACUACAUCUUCAUCGCCAAGAGUCUGAUUCAAAGUGCAAGCAACAUGCCAGUGGAGGGAAAUGCGCACAUAAGGAGACAGAUUGGGUCACGCAUGCGUCUCGCCAAAACCGUGCUGGUGUUCGUGGGCCUUUUUGCCAUCUCAUGGCUCCCCAACCAUGUGAUUUACCUCUACCGCUCCUACCACUACACAGAGGUGGACACCUCGAUGGCCCAUUUCAUCUCCAGCGUCUGCGCGCGCAUCCUCGCCUUCACCAACUCUUGCGUGAACCCCUUCGCUCUCUACCUGCUCAGCAAAUCUUUUCGAAAGCAGUUCAACAAGCAGCUCUGCUGCUGCUGUCCUUCCAUCUCCACGCAUUCCCAAAACACGACACGUAACAACACGCGACUCAGCUUGCUCAAAAGCACUCAGAAUCACUCCGUGGCCAGUUUCAGUCUCGUCAACGGUAAUGCUGUCUGCCAUUAGAGCAAUGUGAGUAUGUGCAGUGUUAUUUCAUAGUCAAGAAGCUUAUGGCCUAGUUGCACGUAGAAGCCAUAUUAGAGGGUCGGCUUAUUUUGGUAUAACACUGUAUGGGAAAAUAAGGACUUUUGGCAAGCAAAUAUGCGUCCUUUUUAGAAAAAACAAAACAAAAAUUGAUAUAUCAGUGAAAUAAAAUAAAAAACGCUUUACAUUGCUGAGAUCCUCGAAAAGCCAACACAACAUGAUAUAACAGAAAAAAAGACAUUCAUUCUCCAUGCUCAUGUGGUUAACCAAAAUCUGUAUACUCAAGUCAUGUAACGUAAGCCGACAUGUGUAUUGUACAUUUCUACAGAGAUGAUUUGUUUGACAGUUGGGGGACUAAGAUAAGCAUUAGAAGCAUUUAUUUCCUCUUUCAAUGUGAAACCGCUUCACACUCUCCCUCCACACCGGGAGCUAUGACUGCUUCACGAAUGGAAUACAAACGCCACCUGAUCAUGACUGUAUUAAUACUCGUUCACAAUAAGUACAACACGAUAAAUAAGCUAAUCACGGAAACUCAUCACAAAGAACACUACACGAUUUAUCCCUCACCAGUAAAAUGCUGAUACUUUCUGAGAAUGAGUUUCACUCUUGCCCACAACGCAGCAUAUUCCAUCCGUCUGACUUUCAUCAUAUAGAACUUGUAAGGAUGAGUUAAAACUAAGACACAAAACUUAUCUACUAGCUCUGUGAUUAGUGAAUGAGUUUAUUGUUGCGCUGCUUAAAGAAGAUGGUGAUAUGGGAGAAACGUGGGGAGUUGCAUAGACUUGUUUAAAACAUCAUCAGUCUUUUUUUGCUGUGAUAUCAAGUAGUGUUGCCUUAACAAGUUACUAAAAAAUGUACAAAUGAUUUUCUGUCAUGUCACUCAUAUACCAGUUUCUACUUUCUAUCAAGAAAACGCUUAUACAGUAUUUGUCGGCCAAAAAUCCUACUUUUCCCAUGCAUUUACGACCGGAAAUGACCACGCCCACACAUGUUGAUCAGAAAUUGAAUAUGGCCGCUUCGUGCAACUAGCCCAUUGGAAUAGGAUAAGCAUUCAAUUAAAGUUUGUUGUACUGUAGUUUUACCUGUAACUGGCAUCUUGGGGAUUUCUUUGCUCUGAAAGGACAAACUAUUGGAAAACAAGAAUGAGGACAGCGAUUAUUUUAAGGACUUUCAAUAAACUGAAACACAAUUAUAGACAUUAGAAGAUAAAAGCUUAUACAUGUCUGUAAUAGAUGUGCUUUUAAAAAAUGUUAGCUUUUAAAGCUUAAUGUGCCGUUAGAUGCAAAUGUGAAGGAACGAACAAAUGUUAUACACUUAUUUAUUUAUGAGUCGUCUUCAAUAUUUGGAUCAAUAUUUUUAUGGAGAGUUGCGAUAAAUGUGAACAAAAAGAUGAAUUCUCUUAUCUGUAUUAAAAGAUUGAAGUCUUUUGAAAGGCCCGUAAGGGAUUAAUGACUUGAUUGACUCAUGCUGUGUUGCAUUAGAGGACAGUAUUGUGCAUCCGAAAUCCUGGCAGGAAAAACAGGCCCGAUUCUUGUGGGACACCUCAUCUUUCUUUUGCCUUUAGGGAUGGCACUUUGUUUUCUGAAUAAGUAUUUAUAGAGUGCAGAAGAGAGUUAUUUUUAUUUAUUAAAUCAAUGUGGCUUGAUCACGUUUUACGAUCGACUUUGCUGUUAGUGUUUAAUGUUUCAGAGACACAUAGGACUGGUUUCCCGUACAGGGCUUAAGACUAGUACUUGACUAAAAUAAUGUAAGAGCUGUCUAAACUGAAAAUAGCUUGUACUGAGAUAUCUUAAAAUACAUCAGUGCCAUUGUUUGUCUCAAAAAUAUUAUAUAUACCUGUACUGUAUGUUUUUUUGUAAGCCUUGUUUGUUAAAACUACUUGUCCUGAUUUAACUAAGGCCUGGUCCUGGGUUUAUCUAGUUCCUGUUCGGGAAACCAUGUACCACAUUAUGUUUGUAUUAAAAAAGCUUUGUUCCCCUGGUCUAAACGGAGCCCAGUAAAAAUACAUUUUUAUCUUCUGUGGAGGAUGGUUUGAUUAUGUUUUCCUCACAAGAUUAAGACAGUUAUGAAUAAUGAUAAUUGGCUAUAGAUAAAAUUAAAGGUCUAUUUACAGAUAUGCUAUAUUAUAUACAUAACUGUCUUCAGAGGUGUAUAAAGACAUUAUAAAGUGUUUUAAUGUUUUUAUUACCUUCGAAUGAGCGAUGCGAUCUUACCUUCGAUUUCAAUGCGGUCCUCUUACAUGGAAUUCACCAUGUUGUUUCUACAGUAGCCCAAAAGGGAAAAAUUGCUCUACAGAGUGUGUUUCCUAGUUAUGUUAUUUCCUUCGGAAAAAGCAAACAUCUUAGUUCUCCGUCAGCCACCGUAGUGCUUUGAAAGGGUGGGGUGGAGCGAGCCGUUUAGUUGCAAUUUGCAAUUUUAAGCUUUUAAAAGCUUUUAAAAUAUCACGGGUUAAUCUGUCACCAAAUUCCUAAUCAAUUUUUUACAAAGCAUUGUACCAAACUGAAACCUUCUUCAUUUUCUGUAUUGUCAUACACUGUACUGUUCCCUAUGUCAAAAGAAACGAGAUACAGGUAAAACAUGCAUGUGACUAUUGAGGUAUUGCCUCUAAUGAUGAAAAGAUACAUGUGGAAAUAAUUUUGUUGCUGUUGUUAUUGUUGUUAUCUUUUUAGACAAUGAAGAAACUAGUGCCAAUGGCUUUGUGAAUAAAAUAUGCAUUUAUCCACAGAAACAGCUGCAGGCAAUACAUGUGAUCAUGUGAUCGCUAUUCAUAUUGUGAAGCAUCAUUAUAGUUUACCUACUGUACUGUACGUAUAUAAUUUGUCUUUCUAAAAAGUACAGAUCGCUACAAUAAUCGAUUAAAUGGUCCAACUGACAACGGUACAAAAGAAGGAAAUUGCAUCAUGAGGUUUUAAGAGAUGCACCAAGUUCAUCACAAAAGUGUAGAAUAGACAUUUUACUGAACUCUCCUUGUCCUUGUACUGUAUUUAAGAUCUGUGUAAAGAUUGUUCAAAACAUGCAUAAAAUGACCAACGUUUCUUCUAUAGUUUUAUAGUUUGAAAGGUUGUUAAAGCUGCAUCGGUCUCAACGCAGAUGUCCGUAUUUUUAGGUGUUUUUUUUGUGAUCUCAGAAUCAUAACCUUGUCUUAUCAGCAUUGAAUUUAAAAAUAACAAUGUAAUGUUAUUAUUUGACUGCUCCAGAGAGUCAUGUCACAGAACCAUAUUUGUCCAUUUGUGAGAUCUAAAGAGAUUUUUUAAAGCACAAAACGAAUUUUUUCUGGGGUCAUUCUGUCCUUUUUAAGAAUGUACUGGAAAAUGUCACUUAACCCACAUAUUUCUGCUAAUCUAACAUUAAAUGUUAUUUCCAGUGACAACAAAGACUUGAUUUGUCAGUCUAUGGCUGUUUGCUGUUUCUGGGAAAAUUGACAGUGAAACCAAAACAAACCCCAUUAUAGAAAUAUAGAGAUGUUAAUCUGUCACAAUUAUUACAAUAAAGAAAUAUGAAUUGCCUAUGUGUUUAUGGAUAUUAUGGAUCUUUUUUACAGCCUUGGCUUCUCAUUAGCCAGGACAGUAAAAUGUUUUCCAUCUAUU